This is a messenger RNA of Parasteatoda tepidariorum (common house spider), 14427 nucleotides long. It is a transcript of the gene Dhc93AB, whose product is annotated as Dynein heavy chain at 93AB. Gene Ontology annotation, cellular component: dynein complex. NCBI's taxonomy places the organism in Eukaryota, Metazoa, Arthropoda, Arachnida, Araneae, Theridiidae. Gene Ontology annotation, molecular function: minus-end-directed microtubule motor activity; dynein light intermediate chain binding; ATP hydrolysis activity. The record is from RefSeq and is a predicted model, not a curated record. Gene Ontology annotation, biological process: microtubule-based movement.
AACAGUAUAGUUACAUUUAGUACCUAUUUCUGGAGCAUGUCAACAGAUGAGGCUGCUGCAAAUGCUGCAUCAGCGAAAGAUUUCCGAUUGGAUUAUUUGGGAGGCCUUACACAAUUGACUCUUCGAGUAUCAGAAGAAAAAUGGAUGAAAAUGCUUCAGGUAGAAGAAAACAAAAUACAGUUAACGACGCAUUUUCUUGACAAUGCAGACAGUGAAUGCAUUUUCGUUGCUGAGACCAGCAGUGGCGUGUUAUCUCUUUAUGAAUCUUCCAGCGAUCUUCCAUUCGUGGCUGGCAAACAGCAGAAAGCUGUGUACUUUCUGAAAUCACCCGGAACAAUAGCUACGGAAGAAAAUAUUAAAGAGAUAAUUACGUGUGGGGACUUAUCUUCCUCAACAGUUGAACAGUUACAAGCUUUUCUGGAUUACGCUGUCGUACCAAUCCUUUGCAACCCAUCUUGUCACGAAGGCUGGUCAAGAGAAUUAGCGGGUGAUUUAUUGAAUAGCGUUCGAAGCUUCCGAAGUCUUGUGGCACGUGGAGUUGCUGAAAGCAAAGGCCAUGUUAUCAUAUCUGUACCACCCAUCCAACCUUUUGAAUCUCACAUAUAUGCAUCAGGGAGUCACUCAUCUUCAGACGAAGCAAAAGAGACUUGGAUGCGAGAAACAGUCUCCAUUCUGGAAGGUAGUGUUCGCCAUUGGACAGAACAGAUUCAAGAAGUCUUAGAUAGAGGUCUCAACAAAAGUAAUCGCUACCCAUUACCCUCAGAUUACUACAAAUUUUAUUGCAGGAGAGGAAAAUCUCUUCGUUUCAUCCAACAACAGUUGAAGAGUGAAUCCCUGGAACUUGUUGGGGGCAUCCUUCAAGACAGAAACAGUACCUAUGCGGCCCAACUCAAUGAUCUCAUUAAGAAAGUUGAAGAUGAGGUUUGUGAAGCAGGAGAUAUACAAAAACAUCUGUUUCCCCUGCAUAGAAGGUGCAAAGAUUUGGAAGCCAAAGACUUGCCUCGACUGCGACGCCAUCUUGUAGAUGGCCUACUUCGAAUGAUAAAAGAUGCUGUUGAUAAUUGCAAUUCUUUGAAAGAAUCUCACAACUCUGCUCUUGUUGCUAAACUCUAUGACAGUGUAUCACAUCUUUUGGUUCGAAUGAGUCAGCAGUUUUUGGACGGAGCAACGAUGUUCCGAGGAGAAUUAGAUGAUUCUGAACAACGUUUGGAUCUCGUUCUAAAUGUUAUGGGUUAUUUCAGAGCUUCCAGAUCAUGUGACACUAUUCUAGAUCGACAGGACAGGCUGGAACUUUUUAUUAAGCGAUUGCAAUCUAUUAAGGUAGUUUUUGAGACAUCGUCAGCUUUCCUCAGAUUAGCUAAGCUUGAAGUGGGUGGGAUCCAGGGUCACGUGACCACGAAACAAGUCAAGCAGAUUUAUGCCGAAUUUCAAGAAGAACUCGUGGUUUUCGACAAAUGCCCUUACGACAUCUUGGAGCCUGAUACUCAAGAGUUUGAAUCCGACAUAGAUCACUUUCAUAAGAGAAUACAAGAAUUAGACGGUAGGCUUGGAUCUGUGAUUAAAGGCUGCAUUCUUGGUUGUUCAAGCACCGAGGAAAUGUGUAAGGUGCUUCAGGUAUGCGAGUUUCUACUGAUGCGGACAUUCAUAGGAUCUGUCGCCUUAGGUCUAUGCGAGAAACACAUAAUGGAUGCGGCAAAUCAAGAGAUGGAUAUGCUACUUCAAAAAUUUUUCAAUGAGUUGGGAGAGUCUGCAUCGCCCAAUCUUCAAGUGUAUUUGGGAAUGCCAUCUGUAUCAAGAAUCGUUCAGUGGAUUACGGAUUUGAAACAGCAGCUAUGCUCUGUAAUUAACUCAGUAAAUAGAGUUUGUCACUUAUUCAUUGGGAGGAAAUAUGUAGAAGCCAUAAAAAUCAAAAACCAAAAGCUUGUUGACAAAUUUACCGAAUAUUCAGAACAGAAGUUUGAAGAAUGGUCUGCGAACAUACCUCAGUUACUCCAGGAGAAACUUCAUCAGCCAUUGAUUUCUCGAGAAAAGGAAGAAAUUGAUGUCAAUUUUGACGUACAGUUGGAGUUAGUUAUAAAAGAAGUGAAACACCUCUUGCGACUGAAGGAUGAAAGUUACAUUCCCCAAGAAGCAUUGACUUUUUACCACAAACGCGACACAUUAGCCGAACAGAAAGUAGUUCUGAAAUCAGUAGUGGAUCGUUACAAUGAAUUAAAAAAAGAUCUUUUGGAAGUGGAGCAACCAUUAAUGCUGCCCAUGUUACGAAAGAUGGAUAAAACGUUAGAAGCUGGAGAAACAUCCAUCAUAUGGAGCGGAUCUGGGGUAUCCGAGUAUUUGAAGGAAAUUGAUGCAACAUCUGAGGACAUUCAUCUGCAGAUACAAACAGCUAAAAAGAAUCUACGUGAAAUACAAAACAUUUGUUUUACGUGGAGCAGCGACGAACCUUUACUCUCUGAAAAUAUAUUACCACUGGAUUUGUCCACUUUGAAAACAGCUGGAUCACUGGUAGAACAAAAACUUUACUCGAAACUAACCGAUGAUGGGCACCGUGUCAAUUCGUUACUUGAACAAAACAGAGAUCUGUUCAAAAUCAGCUGUGAUCAAGAGAAAGCCUGGGAUGCUUAUGUUAUUUUUGUUGAUAACAUGGUGAGAGAAAAUCUGUUCUACUUGGUCAAAGGAAAUCUAUUCUUUCUCUUGCAAAACACAGAAUCGGAUGGUCAGACAAUAUUUCUGAUCCAUGUCCAUCUCCACUCCAACUCUCAACUGGGGUUCAAACCGCCAUUAGACGGCCCGAAGGAGAAAACUAUGCAAGGUUUGGUGGAAGGGAUGGUAGAAAGUCUCUUCAAUGUGACAAAGCUUGUCCCGAGAAUCGAUAAAACUCAUGAUUGUAAAGAAUACUUGACUGAGCUGGAGAGUUUGCAGGAUCUUCAAGAUAUUCGAGAUGAACUGAAAGAGAGGUUGUCAGCAUCUACUCGAGAUGCCGAAGAAGUCCUUCUAGAUGUCCAUUCUUAUUCAUACCUAUGGAAGGAAGAACCAGAAUCUGCUAUCAAAUCUCUCACUUCCAACCCUGAAGAUGCACUCAAUAACGCAUCACAGGUUAUCGAGCAGAUUCGAAACUGUGAUGCUCUGAGUACGCAAAUUAAGGAGAACAUCAAACCUUAUCGAAUGGUGAGAGAAUGGCUCAGAGUGGACCAAACCAGUUUUAAGGAAUAUCUUUUGACUUCCGUCAAUAACUGGCGUAAUCGUUUCCAAGAGCUUGUUUUAGAGAGUGUUUACAGCUGUCUUAUGGAUUUGGACAGAUUCUGUACUCUAACUGAAGAGGAAUUAAGAAAUGAGUCUAAACUCUCCACAACAACUGAUCAAAUGGAUGCCACCUCCCUGCUGAAGAUCAUUACUCGCAUUCAAGCUGUUCAGGACAGAAAAACCACUACUGAUGAUAUGUUUGGAUCAUUGAGCUCUGUCGUUAGAUUCUUGAAAACGGAAUGCAACAUUAGUUUAGACGUUAACAUUCAAGCUCUUCAACAGAAUCUUCCUGAACGCUGGAAGCAAGCAAAGAAAUUAUCCGAAACCUGGCGUCAACAGAUUGCAACUCCCAUGGCAAAAGAGGCAUCGACUGUACGAGUUCAAGUUGCCGCCUUCAGCACUCGACAAAUACAAUUUCGCGAAGAGUUUCGGAAGUCUCCAGCCUUUUGUCGGGACUGUCCAUUUCCUGUGGAAAGCAUGCUUCAGAAGCUGGAAGACAACAUUCGAGUUCUACAGACAGAAGUUGUUGAGUUAACGAAGUCUGGAAAAUUAUUUGAGGUACAUGUACCGGAGUUCAGCCAGCUGAAGCAGUGCGAAAAUGAAUUGGCGUUGCUCCGUGAACUCUGGAAGUAUAUAGGGGAUGUGAAGAAGCAACUGACUGAGUGGGAAAACACUCCUUGGACGAGAGUAGAUUUAGACGCAUUGGAGAUGCAGUGUAAAGUGUACAUGAGGGACAUUAAACUAAUGGACAAGGAAAUGAGAUCUUGGGAUAAUUUCAUUUGGCUCCAAGAGACCAUAAAGAAUAUUCUUGUGGCCCUUGGUGCUAUUCAUCAACUAAGAAAUCCGGCCAUUAAAGAGCGUCACUGGACGAGACUUUCUGCAGCAACUCAGGUUUCAUUGUCAGUCACUGAUCUGACACCGUUAGGAGAAUUGCUUUCUCUGGAACUCCACCGUUUCGAAGAAGUAGUGGAAGGAAUAGUUGAGAGGGCAUCCAAAGAGUUGGCUACUGAAAGAAUCCUAGCAGAACUCGAGAGCACAUGGUCGGAGAUCGUUUUCGAACGCUCAACUCAGCAGAGGACGGGACACCAUGUUCUUCACAUUUCAGAUGUUCUUAUUGCAACACUCGAAGACAAUCAGGUUCAACUCCAGAAUUUAAUGACAUCAAAGCAUGUGGCCCAUUUUCUCGAUAACAUAACUGAGUGGGUUAAGAAAUUGUCUCAAGUAGAAUCAGUGACUGGUAUUUGGGUAGAUGUCCAGAGAGCGUGGUCACAAAUGGAGAGUAUUUUCAUGGGAUCUGAAGACAUCCGAGAACAACUGCCAGAAGACUGUGAGAGGUUUAAGUUAAUUGAUGCUUCCUUCAAACGAUUGGUUGAUAUUCUCAGUGCUGAAACUGAAACAGUAGUAUCGGUAUCUGCUCGCCCUGAAGUUCACAAUGAUUUGGCUCAUUUGCAAACAGAGUUAGCUCUUUGCGAAAAAGCGCUGGCGUCUUACUUAGAAACAAAAAGGAGAGUGUUCCCGAGAUUUUACUUUGUGUCAUCCGCUGAUUUACUCGACAUUUUAUCCAAUGGAACUCGACCACGCACAAUCAUUCGUCAUCUUCCGAAACUGUUUGAUUCGGUGUCACAACUGGUGUUCGAAAGUGACGCAGACGAAAAAGCCAUAGCUGUGAUCAGCCGGGAUGGGGAGCACUUGAAACUGAAGGAGCCCUGCUUGUGUACUGGAGCGGUUGAGACUUGGUUAGAUCGUCUGUUGAAUUGUAUACGUUCCACUCUGAAAGAAGACCUGUCCUUAGCCAUAUCUUCCUACGAAGAUGGCGGUAGAGAGUCGUGGAUUUUUGAAAACAUUGCUCAAGUGGCACUAACAGGCACACAAAUUUGGUGGACAGCGGAAGUUAGCGCUGCUCUUCAACGAGUGCGACAAGGACAUGAAACAGCCUUGAAGCAAUACAAUAAGAAACAAAUGCAACAAUUGCACCAAUUGAUAGAUCUGCUAUUAACAGAUCUUAAUCGAGAAUCUCGCCAAAAAGUGAUGACAAUAUGCACGAUGGACGUUCACGCCAGAGAUGUUGUAUCUCGCCUUAUUUCCCUCAGAGUGGAAAACGAGACGGAUUUCGCCUGGCAAUCACAGCUUCGACACAGAUGGGAAGAAGACUGCACGGUGCACAUCUGUGAUGCCAGAUUCGAUUACUGCCACGAAUAUUUAGGAAAUACUCCUCGUUUGGUUGUUACUCCUUUGACAGACAGAUGUUUCAUCACUUUGACACAAUCUCUAAAACUCAUGAUGGGUGGUGCUCCAACUGGUCCUGCUGGAACAGGCAAAACAGAGACUGUCAAGGACUUGGGCAGAGCUCUAGGUACUCUGGUGUAUGUAUUCAACUGCUCGGAGCAAAUGGACUACAGGUCGUGUGCCAAUAUUUACAAAGGUCUCGCUCAAACAGGAGCUUGGGGUUGUUUUGAUGAAUUCAAUCGUAUAUCGGUUGAAGUACUCUCCGUUGUCGCAGUGCAAGUGAAAUGUGUGCAAGAUGCCCUUCGAGGUAAAAAGCCCACUCUUUGUCUACUGGGAGACGAAAUUCCACUGAAACCAUCUUUAGGUAUAUUUAUCACCAUGAAUCCCGGUUAUGCAGGCAGAACAGAAUUACCAGAAAAUCUGAAAACCCUCUUCAGGCCUUGUGCAAUGGUUGCACCGGACAGCCAAUUGAUAUGUGAAAUUAUGCUGGUCGCCGAGGGUUUUGUGGAAGCGAGGAGCCUGGGACAGAAGUUCACUACAUUGUACUCAUUGUGCAAGCAGCUCCUUAGUAAGCAGGAUCAUUACGACUGGGGCCUAAGGGCUAUAAAAUCUGUAUUGGUAGUUGCGGGAUCUUUGAAACGAUCAUCUCCAGCGACACCGGAAGAGCACAUAUUAAUGCUGGCUUUAAGAGAUUUUAACCUUCCAAAAAUUGUGAGCGAAGAUGUUGGUGUAUUUAUGGGUCUAAUAGGUGAUCUCUUUCCUGCUCUUGACAUACCGAGAAGGAAGAAUCCUGUUUUGGAGAAAGCGGUGAAAGAAGCUAUUGCCGACCUCAAACUUCAACAGGAGGAUAACUUUGUUUUGAAGGUGUUACAAUUAUCUGACUUAUUAGAAGUUAGACAUUCUGUCUUUGUCAUCGGGGCAGCUGGUUCAGGAAAAAGUAGCGUCCUCAAGACGCUGUUUACUGUGUAUAAGAAUCGAGGCGAAAAACCAAUAGCCUUGGAUCUAAACCCAAAAGCAGUCACCAAUGAUGAAUUAUUUGGUUCCGUUAAUCCAGCUACAAGGGAAUGGAAAGAUGGUUUGUUGUCAUCUCUUGUGAGAGACUUGGUCAAUGCCUCGACAGAGGGUCCGAGAUGGUUAAUUUUAGACGGAGACAUCGAUCCUAUGUGGAUUGAAUCACUGAAUAGUGUCAUGGAUGAUAAUAGGGUUUUAACUUUAGCAAGUCGAGAACGGAUAUCCUUGACCCCGCAUAUGCGUCUUUUGUUCGAAGUGUCAUCUUUGGAACAGGCUACACCGGCCACUGUGUCACGGGGAGGAGUGCUCUACCUUGACUCAUCAGACGUUGGUUGGAAUCCGUUCGUGGUAAGCUGGAUCGAACGAAGAUCGAUACAGUCGGAAAAAGCAAAUUUGAUUAUAUUUUUCGAUAAAUAUGUGCCUCCGUGCCUUGAAGCAAUGAACAAAAGAUUUCAAACUAUCUUGCCCAUUUCUGAUAUUUGCUACGUACAAACCUUGUGUUGUCUUUUGGAGUGCUUCUUAACACCAGAGAAUACACCACCCGAUUCUCCGAAUGAACUCUAUGAGUUAUACUUUGUGUUUUGUUGUGUUUGGGCUUUUGGAUCAGCCUUAAAACAAUCGACCACUAUUGACAGCAGACUGGAUUUUUCUAACUGGUUUCUUGGGGAAUUCAAAUCCGUUAAGUUUCCAAUAUCGGGCAUUCAGGGUCCUCCACAGGGUGGCGGAGAGGCUCCCACUGUCUUUGACUACUACAUUGACACCAAAAGAUUCUAUCCUUGGACAAGAAAAUUGCAAAAAUACCAGCCUUCUCUAGACGUUUCAUUACAGAAUACGUUAGUUCCAACUAAAGAAACUCAUCGAAUUAAUUAUAUGAUGGAUCUACUUAUUGCCAGAGGCCAUCCAGUAAUGUUGGUGGGAGCAAGCGGAUCUGGUAAAACGUCAGUCGUUAAGUCCACACUCGACGCCUUGGAUCAGGAAUCCACUUUUCUGGUUGUGAAUGUCCCAUUCAACUUUUAUACCUCGUCAGCAACCGUUCAACGAGCCAUGGAACUCCAUUUAGAGAAGAAAGUGGGCAAGAAUUUCGGACCUCCUGGGCAGAAGAAGCUAAUUUACUUCAUUGAUGAUUUUAAUAUACCCGAGGUAGACAAAUAUGGUACUUGCCAAGCACAUACAAUUAUACAACAGCAUCUAAAUUAUGGACAUUGGUAUGACCGUAACAAGUUGAGCAUAAAGGAUGUCACCAAUUGUCAGUAUGUUGUAUCUAUGUGCCCCACGGCAGGCAACUGUACAAUUCAUUCGCGCUUACAACGCCAUUUUUGUGUUCUCUCUGUCCCUCCCACCACAGCAGAUACCAUACAAACUAUCUUCGGUCAGCAACUUCGAGAACAUCUGAGAAGGAUCUGCCCAGCUGGAGAGGCCCAAGAGGAUACGGAAGAACUCAAAACGUCUUUCCAGCAACAGAUUGUACGGCUUGCCAUAGCUCUGCACAAGCGUAUGAAUUCAUCCUUCCACCCGACAGCCUUCAAAUUCCAUUACCUCUUCAAUCUUCGAGAUAUCUCUAAUGUUUUCAGGGGUCUUAUGUUGAGCUCAAGUGAAAGCUUGGUGAAAAGCGAAGAUCUUUUUCAAUUGUGGUUACACGAAUCCCAAAGAGUGUAUCGAGAUAAACUGCUUGAUCAAGAUGAUCUAGAGAAGUUUGAUAAAAUUCUAGCUGAAGUUCUUAGACAACAUGCUGAAAUGGAUGAUCAGAGUGCACUAGUGAGGGUAUCCAACAUUCCUAUUCAUUGUCAUUUUGCUCAAGGCAUUGGCACAUCCUGCUAUCAACCUGUGCCGGAUAUGAAACAGCUUGUCCGGCUCCUACAUGAUGCCCUGGAUGCAUAUAAUGACAUAUGUGCACCCAUGGAUUUGGUAUUCUUCGAAGAUGCUAUACGUCAUAUCUGCCGAAUAACGAGAAUUCUAGAAUCUGGUGGUAAUGCCCUGCUGAUUGGUGUUGGGGGUAGCGGACGACAAUCAUCUGCCUCUUUGGCUGCAUACAUCUGCAAUUUGCAUCUUUAUCAACCCACUUUGCACUCUGAUUAUGAUAUACAAGACUUUAAAGCUGAUAUAGCAAGCUUAUAUUUGAGAGCUGGUGUGAAAAACAUCGGAUGUCUUUUCAUGGUGAGUGAUGCUCAAAUAGCUGAUGAACGUUUCCUGGUCCUCAUUAACGAUCUCCUUUCUUCGGGAGACAUACCCGAUCUCUUUCCGGAAGCAGAAGUUGAAAACAUCGUAUCUGCUUUGAGGUCCGAAGUAAAAUCAGCCGGCAUAUUCGAUUCGCGGGAAAACUGCUGGAACUACUUCAUCAACAAAGUAAAGCGAAAAUUAAAAGUAGUGCUGUGUUUUUCUCCAGCGGGUUCGAUGUUGAGAUCUCGCAGUAGAAAAUUCCCGACUUUGACAAGCUGUACUUGCAUAGAUUGGUUUCACCCCUGGCCCAAAGACGCCCUCGUGACAGUCUGUAAUAAAUUCCUCGAAGAUAUACCAGUGCUACAGCCUGAACUUAGAUGCUCAGUUGCAGACUUCGUAGCCUUCACUUACCGAUCGGUGAAUGAGGUGAGCAAAGCAUAUUUACGGAAGGAACGUCGUUCUGUAGAGACUACUCCCAAAAGUUUCCUACAGCAUGUCAAGACGUACAAGAUCCUGAUGCAGAAAAGGCAUAGUUUUCUCAAAGAUAACAUUGAAAGGCUAGAAGUAGGACUUCAGAAGCUUGUGGACACUAGUAAGCAGGUUGAUGUUCUGAAGACACAGCUUGCAGAACAGGAGAUAGAAUUGCAACAAAGAAGUGAGGACAUCGAUGCUCUUCUGGAAACCGUUGGUCAAGAAACGGAGAUAGCUUCUCGUGAAAAAAAUGUUGCAGCUGCAGAAGAAAUCAAAGUAACGAGAAUUCACGAAGAGGUCUCAAAACGCCAAAAGGAAUGUGAAGAAGAUUUAGCAAAGGCAGAACCCGCUCUUGUAGCUGCUCAAGAAGCUCUUAACACACUAAACAAGAGCAAUUUGACUGAACUUAGAAGUUUCGGAUCGCCCCCUGUAGCAGUAAGAAAUGUAACUUCAGCUGUGAUGGUGCUUUUAGCAACAGAUGGCAAAAUUCCAAAGGAUCUUUCGUGGAGAGCUGCCAAGCUUACUAUGAGUAAGGUGGAUAAUUUCCUAGAUUCCUUGAUUAAUUUUGACAAGAACAACAUCCAUGAGAAUAGCUUGAAGGCAGUCCAAACAUACCUCAAGAGUCCAGAAUUCAAGCCGGAAGUGGUCGUUGGCAAAUCUCAAGCUGCUGCAGGAUUGUGUUCAUGGGUCAUCAACGUUCUCAAAUAUUAUGAAGUAUAUUGUGAUGUAGAUCCAAAGCGUAAAGCAUUGGCUGAAACUAAUGCCGAAUACAACGUUGCGAAAGAAAAAUUGGCUCGGAUCCAAGAAAAAGUCACGGAAGCUGAAAUUCGUCUGGCAGAGUUGCAAACUAGGUGUGAAACUGCCAGAGAAGCAAAAGCUAAGUGUGAAGCGGAGGCUGAAAAAACUAACUUUAGCAUCCACUUAGCUAACCGACUUCUGGGAGGAUUAGCAUCUGAGAGACAGCGAUGGUCAGAAUUAGCAGCCGAUUUCAGACGCCUUGACAGCACUCUACCGGGAGAUGUACUUCUGUCAUCUGCUUUUGUGGCAUAUUUAGGUCCUUUCACUAAACUGUAUAGAUUACAACUUAUACAUGAGUACUGGACUCCCUUUUUAAAUGAAAAUAAACUACCAGUUGGUUUGGAUUGCAUAGAUAGAGCUGGGACAGAAAGCCCAAUCAUAGCUUUGUUACUAGAAGACGAGACUGUUGUUGGAAGAUGGCGAAAUUUAGGCUUACCUGGCGACAAAACUUCAGUGGAGAACGCAGUUCUCUUUAAUUCAUGUUUCUUGCUGUGGCGUUGGCCUCUCAUCAUUGAUCCACAAAUCAGAGCAAUUCCCUGGAUAAAAACCAUUUUUGGAAAUAAACUUUUAAUUGUAAGAACGGAUCAAAAAGGGUACUUAGAUAUAAUAGAAGAAGCUGUCACAUCUGGUAAAGCUGUUCUAGUGGAAAAUCUUUCUGAGAAAAUAGAUCCACUUUUAUUUCCACUAAUAUUCUGCAAUUUUGUGAAAAAAGGAAAAGCAAUUAAAUUAGGAACGAAAGAAAUCCCUUUUAAUCCAGAUUUCCAGCUCAUUCUUCACACGAAAUUGAACAAUCCACGAUAUGGACCAGAAAUUCAGGCUCAGACAACCGUCAUCAAUUUCGGUGUAACAGCUGAAGGGCUGGCUGAUCAACUACUGGCGGAAGUUGUUUCUAAAGAAAGACCUGAUCUCGAAGAAUCAAAGGCAAGAUUGACUAAAGAACAAAGUGAAUUCGCCACCACCUUGAAAAGUCUGGAGGAAAGUCUUCUCUCGCGAUUAUCUCAAGCAGAAGGUAAUCUGGUCGGAGAUGUAUCUCUGGUUGAAAGUCUGGAAUCCACUAAAGCGACGGCUGCUGAAAUAAAAGCAAAAGCCACGGAAGGCAGUUUGACUGAGGCUUCCAUUAAUGAGGCAAGGGAAAUGUACAGAGAUGUUGCCAUUCGUGCUUCUCUAGUAUAUUUCGUUAUCCAAGACCUUGCCACACUCAGUCCCAUGUACCUUUUCUCAUUAAAAUCCAUCAAAGAAGUAUUUCAUAAGGCCAUAGAUAAAUGCGCCCACACAGAAGCUGUAGCUGCGAGAGUGAGACUUCUCGUUCAAGAUGUCACAUUAUCUAUUUUCCGGUAUGUCAGCAGAGGUUUGUUUGAAAACCAUAAGAUUGUACUGGCCACCCACUUAACGUUCCAGAUUCUUCAGAUGAAAAAUCAGAUUCCAGCAGAAGCAGCCGAAUUUCUCCUUCAUCAAAAUAUUGAGGAUUCGACUCUAGAAAGUCCGGUUGAGUUUAUGAGUAAUCAGUCAUGGGCAGCAAUAAGAGCGUUAGCUUCAUUAGACGAAUUCCAAGGACUCGAUCGUGAUAUGGAAGCCUCACCAAAGCGUUGGAGAAAAUUUUUGGAUUCUGAGUUUCCAGAAAGAGAAGCGCUUCCCCAAGAAUGGAAAAAUAGAUUUACAAACUUUCACAAGUUGUGCAUUCUUAAGUGUCUCAGACCGGAUAGAGUCAUAUACGCAAUCAGGGACUUUGUGGCUGAAAUUCUUGGCCCAGAAUUUGUCGAUAGCCGAAGCAACGAUUUAGAGGAAAUCUUGGAUGAAUGCAAUGCCAAAACUCCUAUACUCUUCAUUCUGAGUCCUGGUGUAGAUCCACUUCAUGAUCUUGAAGCUUGUGGCAUCAGACGUGGUUUCUCGUCAGAUCUCAAGAACUUCCAGAACGUUUCCCUUGGUCAGGGCCAAGAAACAGUGGCGGAACAGACUUUGACAGAUGGACUGAGCAACGGCCAUUGGGUUGUACUUCAGAAUAUUCAUUUAGCGAAAGCCUGGCUUCUUUGCUUGGAGAAGAAAUUCGAAGAGAUAAAUGAAUGUGAGGUCCACUCAGAAUUCAGACUCUUCCUGAGCGCAAAUCCCCUUGAAGAAGAAGAACAUUCGGAUUUCAUGCCACCCGGUGUGCUGGAAGCAUGCUUGAAAAUCACAAAUGAACCCCCAAAAGGAAUGCAAGCUAAUCUUCAUAAAGCAUUAGAUAAUUUUUCUCAGGAAACAUUCGAUUCCAGUGCUCGAGAGAGCGAUUUCAAGAACUUACUGUUCACUCUGUGUUAUUUCCACGCUGUCCUUACAGAAAGAAGGAAGUUCGGAUCUCAAGGCUGGAACUAUCCUUACCCUUUCAACGAUAGCGAUCUCCUUAUAAGCGCAAAUGUUCUUCAUAAUCAUCUGGAUAGUGAGGGAGGUCGGACGUCGCACAUUCCAUGGGAUGAUCUUAGAUUUUUGUUUGGCGAAAUUAUGUAUGGUGGACACAUCACUGACGACAAGGAUCGUAAAGUCUGUGCUGCUUAUUUAAACAGAUACUUCAAUAACGAACAGUUAGAACCUGAUUACCCUCUUUGCCCAGGGUUUGGUAUGCCUCCUAUACUUGACUACGAAGGAUACCAUCACUAUGUGACUGAAAAUCUACCCGCAGAGAGUCCUAUCAUGUACGGUCUGCAUCCUAAUGCAGAAAUCGGAUGCUUGACAGAUGCGUCAAAUUCUUUGCUGAGGGCUCUGCAUUUUCUGGAACCAUCAACUGCUGAGACUCACGACACAAUGCUUCUCCUCCAACCUGACGAAAUGACUGCUGUUUCUGCUGCUCCUAAUGAAGAGAAGAUUCGACAAAUAUCGGAAGAUAUUUUGGACAAAAUACCGAAGGAGUUUCCUUUAUCCGAUCUUUAUGGGAAAACUUCUGAAGAAAGUGUCAUAGCACCUUUCACUGCUGUUGCACUUCAGGAAUGCGAACGCAUGAACGUUCUUUUGCUGGAGCUGAGCACUUCUCUCAGUGAUCUUGAAAAAGGUUUGAAGGGUGAACUUCCUUGGAGUGACGAUAUGGAUGAACUAGGUGAGUCACUUGCCGCUGAUGCUGUACCUCAGGCAUGGGCAGUCAAAGCUUAUCCCUCAUUGUUACCAUUGGGAUCCUGGUUCUCUGAUUUACUGCUGAGGCAUAGAGCAUUAAGUACCUGGAUGAAAGCUGACUUCACUCUUCCUCCAACUGUCUGGCUGGGUGGACUCUUCAGCCCACAGUCAUUCUUGACAGCAGUCAUACAGACAUCGGGAAGGAAACAUGACCUACCUUUGGAUAAGUUAUCGAUUCAAUGCGAGGUCACCAAGAAAACGCCAGAAGAGUUUGUUUUAACACCUAGAGAAGGGGCCAAUAUCUCCGGUCUUUACAUGGAGGGUGGCCGCUGGGAUUUUGCUACCGGUUGCAUUGUAGAUCCACUGUUGAAAAAUCUUCACCCACCGAUGCCAGUUAUUUGUCUGAAAGCAGUUCUUUCGGAUAAAGUUGACAUUCGGAAUGCUUAUGAAUGUCCUGUUUACAGAACACGACAGAGGGGCUCCACAUUUGUUUGGGAAUUUCCGCUUCGUACUCAAGAUCCUCCAGAUAAGUGGGUCAUUGCAGGAACUGCUCUUCUCUUGCAGAUAUAAACAUUGCAACUCAAAUCAUAAUCAUUCAUAGAUAGAUAUGAACGUUCGAACAUAAUUACAUAACAAGAAAUGUACAUUUAAACUUGUUACAUUUAAGGUAAUUAAGUCACAAAAUUACAUUAACUGUUAAAUUUCUAAUUGAACCCAGUGAAAAUAUCUUUAAAUCUCUGAGGCUAUACUUUAUAACCCUUUGACGAUGAAUUUUUAUUGGAUUUUAUAUUUUAACACAAAUAUAAUUUCGAUAAUUUAACAAAUUUUUUUAAAACUACUAUUAGAUUGUUUUUAAUAACUAAAAAAUACCGAAAUAUAUUUUUGCUUGUAAUUAGAGCAUCGGAAAAAUAUAUAUAUAAAAGUGGCACCGGUAUCCCAUCAGGGUCAAAAGGGUUAAGAGAUUUCACAGAUAUCGUCUUGUUUUUGACUUGUUUAAGGAAAUAAGUCUUAGUUGUCCUGUCAUAUAAACAAACAUGGAUCAUACUGUAGUAUAUACAUACUCAUAAAAAUGUUGUUGCUAUCCUAUUUUAAGCAAUCGCUAAGAUACAUUGUUAUUUAUUAUGUUUGUGAUGCAUUAUUGUUUUUAGCACUUAUUUAGUGCAUGAAUAUGACAUUAUUCCGAUGUAAUUCUGUGUGAAAGAAAUAGAGUUCAGAGAAAGAAGAAGAAAAUAAGCGAAAGAAAAAUUCAUUUGAAUUGUUUGAGACUAACUUUUUGCUAACUUUCUUAUAAUUCUGUUUUUAUAACAUAGUAACACAUCAGCGAGAAAUGUACAAAAAGACGUGCACUAUGAAACUGUUUUAAUUAAAAAAAAUUUCAUUGAAUCAGAGUAAAUAGCUGUGAAACUGUAGUAAAUCCUAAACCACUCCAGCCAAAAUAUCUAU